CCCGCUUGUAUCUCAUCUCAACGCACAGCAACAAUGGCAGAAAUUUACGGACCAAGCGAGUACGAAUACACCGAGCGUGAUCUCGCUCUCUACGCCCUCGGCGUCGGAGCCACGCGCGAAGACCUCCGAUGGGUUUAUGAGAAUGACGAGAACUUUGCUCCUCUGCCGACGUUCGGUGUCGUGCCGCCCUUUAACACGAUGAUGGAGACGCCAUUUGGUGACUUUUUGCCUGGGUUCAACCCGAUGAUGCUCUUGCACGGUGAGCAGUACCUGGAACUGCACCACCCGGCCCCAACAUCCGGCAAGCUGAUCACAACGGGCAAGAUUGUGGACAUCGUCGACAAGGGCAAAGGCGUCGUUGUCGUCAUGGGCACAACCACGAAGGACGAGGAAGGCAACGUGAUCUACUACAACGAAUUCUCCAACUUCAUUCGUGGCGUCAAAAACGUUGGCAACAAAUCGGGAAAGGACCGUGGACCGGCGACCGCCUCCAACGACCCACCCAACCGUAAACCCGACGCGAUCGUGCAGGAAAAAACCACCGAAAACCAGGCGGCGUUGUACCGUCUCAGUGGUGACACCAACCCCCUCCACAUUGACCCGAACAUGAGCAGCAUCGGCGGGUUCGACGUGCCAAUUCUCCACGGCCUCUGCAGUUUCGGCAUCUCUGCGAAACAUGUCUUGAAGCACUUCGGAGAGUCUGAUGGGUCCAAGGUCAAGAGCAUCAAGGCCAGAUUCUCGAAACACGUCUUCCCCGGCGAGACGCUCCAGACGGAGAUGUGGAAGGAGGGAAACAAGGUCAUCUACCAGGUCCGCGUCCUCGAACGGGACGCUAUCGCCAUUUCGAACGCUGCACUUGUCUUCCACGGUGAUGCGAAUGAUGCAUCAGCAUCCGCUGGCGGUGCUGCUGAAGCGUCUGCCCCGGCUGGCGUUUCUGCUCCCGGGUUCAAAGCCAGCCCCGUCUUCGAGGCGUUGAAGGCUGCCAUCGAGAGCGGAUCUGAAGAGGAGCGUAAAGCUCGGGUUGGCAAGACAAAAGCCCUCUUCCAAUUCAACCUCACCACCAGCCCCAGCUCCGAGCCAACCUCGUGGACAGUCGACCUCAAGAACGGGCUCGGCAGCGUGAACCUCGGGCCCGCCAAGAACCCCGACGCAACCGUCAUCGUUUCCGACGACGACUUUGUGGCGUUGGCGGCUGGCAAGGCGAAUGCGCAGAAGCUGUUCAUGGGUGGGAAGCUGAAGGUUAAGGGCCAGAUGAUGUUGGCUAUGAAACUGGACUCGGUCUUGCAAGAAGCUCGCAAGAAGGCAAAGUUGUAGAUUACCAAAUAAUGCGGCGGAUGGUACACAUAUAGCGUAGGCGUGUAUUUAGGAACGUUGUAUGAGCACGGCUUUGACCGAAACCAGAUGUAGUUUGGGAAAUCUUAUAGAUCCUGUUUUUCGCCUUUUCCUUUCGCCGAUUUUCCCACGACAGUUUCCACGCUAAGUGCUUUGCAGA
Molecule: messenger RNA, 1492 nt
Organism: Fimicolochytrium jonesii
Lineage: Eukaryota; Fungi; Chytridiomycota; Chytridiomycetes; Spizellomycetales; Powellomycetaceae
Product: 17-beta dehydrogenase 4 variant
Exons: 4
Coding region: 34-1314 (426 amino acids)
Cellular component (GO): peroxisome
Source: RefSeq, a predicted model, not a curated record